Molecule: messenger RNA, 2007 nt
Organism: Penaeus indicus
Lineage: Eukaryota; Metazoa; Arthropoda; Malacostraca; Decapoda; Penaeidae
Exons: 9
Coding region: 92-1264 (390 amino acids)
Source: RefSeq, a predicted model, not a curated record
CUGUGAGGAAGGUCCGCCAUAUGGCGCUGGUCGCUCUGUGAUAAAAAAAGACCGUUUUCUUUCGUCGUGGCCAAACAUCUGUCUCGCUAACAUGAACCGUAUAUCGAUAGCAUUACGGACGCUACUCUCAAUCUCGGUGGUUACAGCGUCGCUUCUGUCCUGGUGUUUCCUCGUGCAGAAUUCGGGGACGCCCAAGCCCUUUCGCAGAAUAACACAGACGGCUUCUGUGAUCGCUCCAAGUGAAGACGCCAGUAUACCUUAUCCCCUUAGCAACGACGCUGGAAUAGAGACACGAACCUACACUAUACCUGGAUGUCCGUGUGAAAGGACCGGCUAUGCUAUCGACAGCCUGCUCUCAAGACGCAACGAAUCUCGAGCGAGACCUGAGGACUUUCCCGAAUGGUUCCUGAAGAAGUUUUCCUUCGAGGGACAUUCCACCUGCUCGGACUACGCGACACAGCGGGGCGGCGGUCAGCGGGUGGUGUCCUACGUGUAUUACGCUAAGGGAGGCAGAUCGGUGAAAGGGACCAUCGGUUUUAAGAAAUACCUCGGCCAGCUCUACAACACUGUCGACGUCAUCGGGAGAGUGUAUCCUGGAUGGGUUGUGCGAAUUCAUCACAACCUCACCAUAGAAGAUGAAGUCGGUAUGGCAGAGCUUUGCCGUAUCUAUUGCGAUCAUGACUAUGUUGACCUUUGCCAUGCGCAUGAUCUUCCUGGACUCGGCAACAUGACCGAAAGGAGACUCACUGGCAUGAUGUGGCGAUUCGCCGUCAUGGGAGAUCCGACGGUCCAGACUUUCUUAAGCAGGGACACAGAUAGCUGGGUCCUGGAUCGAGAGGUCGCGGCCGUGAAGGAGUGGUUGGCAUCGAACCGGACUUUCCACGUCGUCCAUGACCACCCGCGCCAUGGGCCUGUCAUUCUGGGAGGUUUCUGGGGAGCUCACAACAGGGACCUGAGAGCCAUGGAGGAGUUACGUGACCAGAUGUACAGCAAGGCAAAGACCGAGCGCUACGGCCAAGACCAGAAAUUACUCAAAAAAAUCUUAUGGCCGUAUGCGAGGACCAACGUGCUAAACCACGCCAGUUUCACAUGCAAAAGGAUGCUUAAAGAGCACGGCCCGGCCGUGCCCUUUCCGACGAAGCGUGAGGGAGGCAAGUACUGCGGCUGGGGCACGUACAAGGUCGCCGAAGCCAAACUGGUGGCCCAGACUGUGUGCCCCGAAGAGUGCCGGCCGAAGGACCACAAAGACUGGACGAGGUGUUAGCAAGUUGUAAUGAGAAGGACAGAAAUUUCGAGCGGACGAACGCAAUCGAUAACCUCAUGCGACGAUUCCGUGUGAUGAGCUUCCAAUAAAACGAAACACUGCCGACAUUUCGAACAACUCGUCAAGAAGUCCCUAUCAACACGUAGUAAAAAUUCGCAAUGGACAGCAAUAGACCUGCUUUGAUGAGGAUACUGUUGACAGGUUGAAAACGUCUGUUUUAUUUCCAUUCUGUUUUUUUUUAUGCGUACACGUUUCUGUGUUUGUGCUUGUCUUUGUGAGCUUCCAAGUGUUAGUGACUAAGCAACGAAAAUGAGUCAAGAGGAUGCUACGACUCCAUGGAAUGUAUUAAUGUCAAAAUUAAUCCCGAAAAUAGGAAGGCAUAUAACAUACUCCUCAGAGAACUAAUCAAUACAAAAUACAAACUAUUCAUUGAGGCCAUUCACAACCAUCAUUUACGAUAAAAGCGAUUUUGUUGAUUGAGAAUAUUUUCUCAUUUAGAAUUGCAUUGCUUUCAAAAACUCUUUGGAAAGGUAGAGUAGAACAAAAUGAACCAAACCAAAUGUUAAUUAAAUCGAUAAUCUGUCUAUCUAUAGACACAGACACACGCACACACAUAUGUGUAUGUAUAUAUAUAUAUAUAUAUAUAUAUAUAUAUAUAUACAUAUAUAUAUAUUUUUUUUUGUAUGUGUGUGUGUGUGUGUGUGUGUUUGUGCGUAUGUGUAUGUGUGUGAAUGUAUGUAUGC